Molecule: messenger RNA, 3867 nt
Organism: Closterium sp. NIES-65
Lineage: Eukaryota; Viridiplantae; Streptophyta; Zygnematophyceae; Desmidiales; Closteriaceae
Source: the annotation of a GenBank genome assembly
AUGGCGGUGAAAGAGGAGGAGAGGAGGAAAAAGGCGGAGGAGAAGCAGAGGAAGGAGGAGGAGAGGAAGAGGAAGGAAGAGAAGAAGAGGAGGAAGGAGGAGGAGAGAGCGAAGAAGGAAGAGAGGAAGAGGAAGAAGGAGGAAGAGAAAGCGAGAAAGGCUGCAAAGAAGAAGCGGAAGGGGGAAGGUGAUGUGGGGGCGGAGGUGGGAGCGGAAGGGGAGGAGGGAGCAGGAGGAGAGGGGGAGGGGGAGGGGGAAGGGGAGGGGAAGAAGCGAGGGCGGCAAGGGAAGGGUGUUAAAGAGGAGGAGGGUGAGGAAAGGGCAAAGAAGAGCAGGGAGGAGGAGAGAGAAGAGGAGGAGGCAGAAGAGGAAGAAGAGGAGAGUGAGGAGGAGGAAGAGGAGGAAGAGAGCGAAGAAGAGGAGGAGGAGGAAGAAGAGAGUGAAGAAGAGGAGGAGGAGGAAGAGGAGGCUCCAGAAGCGGAACUAGCCAAUCCGGCGUCAGAAUCAUGGCUCCUCAAAAGCUCCAAAUCCCCCUGGGCAGGCAAAAAAGAGGAACCCAAGGCUGAGCUGACCGAGGAGCAAAAAAAAUACGCGGAGGAGCACGCUUUGAAAAAAGCCAAGAAGGAGAGAGGAGACAAGGAGGAGGUGGAAGAAAAGAGCACGUUCCAUGGGAAGCAGGAGAAGGACUAUCAGGGUCGCUCGUGGAUUGCACCGCCUAAAGACGCCCUUAAUCCCGCGCCUUUCAGGCGGAUUCACACGUGGAGCGGGCAUACCAAGGGUGUCAUUGCCAUCCGGUUCUUCCCUAAGUACGGCCAUCUGCUGCUGUCUGCAUCAAUGGACACCAAGAUCAAGAUCUGGGACGUGCCCAACAUGCAGAAGUGCAUUCGCACCUACAUGGGUCACUCCAAGGCCAUGCCGUACGGCCAUCUACUGCUGUCUGCAUCAAUGGACACCAAGAUCAAGAUCUGGGACGUGCCCAACAUGCAGAAGUGCAUGUGCACCUACAUGGGUCACUCCAAGGCCGUUCGAGACAUUUUCUCCUCCUCUCUUCGCCUCUUCUCCUCACUCUCCCCUUUUUUUUCUCUCUUCCCCCCUCUUGUCCUCUUCUCCCCCCUCUUCUCCACUCUUCCCCUCUCUUCCCCACUCUUCCCUUCUCUUCCCUUCGCUUCCUCCUCUGUCUGUCCCACCAGGUACGGCCAUCUACUGCUGUCUGCAUCAAUGGACACCAAGAUCAAGAUCUGGGACGUGCCCAACACGCAGAAGUGCAUGCGCACCUACAUGGGUCACUCCAAGGCGGUUCGAGACAUUUGCUUUGCGAACGACGGGCUGAAAUUCGUCUCGUGCGGUUACGACCGUAACAUCAAGCUCUGGGACACCGAGACCGGGCAGGUCACGGGGACGUUUUCCACGGGUAAAAUACCCUACGUGGUGAAAUUACACCCCGACGACGACAAGCAGAACAUUCUGCUGGCGGGGAUGAGCGACAAGAAGAUCAUGCAGUGGGACACGCGGUCAGGGGAAAUUACCCAGGAAUAUGACCAACAUUUGGGUGCAGUCAAUACGAUUACGUUUCUGGAUGACAACAGGCGGUUUGUAACGAGCAGCGACGACAAAUCGUUGCGCGUGUGGGAGUUUGGUAUUCCCGUUGUCGUCAAGUAUAUCAGUGAGCCGCACAUGCACUCUAUGCCAGCCAUAGCAGUGCAUCCCAACAAGGCGUGGGUGGCAGCUCAAUCCCUGGACAACCAGAUCAUCGUAUACGGUGCUAAGGACCGGUUCCGGCUCAACAGGAAGAAGCGUUUCGCAGGCCACAUCAUUGCAGGAUACGCCUGCCAGGUGGGUGGUGUGAAGAGGAGAUUGGCCAGGUGGGGAGGGGGCCUUGCAGGGCUCUGGUAUAGGGCUCGGGGGGACACAGACAUAGGGGGCGAUGGGGUGGGCUGGCAGGCAGCUCAAUCCCUGGACAACCAAAUCAUUGUGUAUGGUGCUAAGGACCGGUUCCGGCUGAACAGGAAGAAGCGGGUUCGCAGGCCACAUCAUUGGGGGAUACGCCUGCCAGGUGAACUUCUCUCCGGACAGCCGGUUCAUAAUGUCGGGCGACGGAGAGGGCAAGCUGUGGUGAACUUCUCCCCGGACGGCCGGUUCAUCAUGUCGGGCGACGGAGAGGGCAAGCUGUGGUUUUUGGACUGGAAGACAUGCAAGGUGUUCUGCACAGUCAAGUGCCACGACUCGGUGAACUUUUCCCCGGAUGGCCGGUUCAUAAUGUCAGGGGACGGAGAGGGCAAGCUGUGGUUUUGGGACUGGAAGACAUGCAAGGUGUUCCGCACAGUCAAGUGCCACGACUCGGUGUGCAUCGGGUGUGAAUGGCACCCCCUGGAGACCAGCAAGGUGGCCACGUGCGGCUGGGAUGGGCUCAUCAAAUACUGGUUCGGCUUGGAGCAGGAAUACACUCUCCUCAAGAAGGACGUCAAGUGGCCCCUCGGCUGGCCCACCGGCGGCUACCCCGCUCCGCAAGGGCCGUACUACUGCGGCACGGGCGCGGACAAGGCGUGGGGUCGCGACAUUGUCGACGCGCAUUACAAGGCGUGCCUGUACGCGGGGAUUAACAUCAGCGGCAUUAACGCGGAGGUGAUGCCGGGCCAGUGGGAGUUCCAGGUGGGCCCCUGCACGGGUAUCGAGGCGGGCGAUCACCUGUGGAUGGCGCGGUAUUUGUUGGAGAGAGUGACGGAGAUGGCAGACGUGGUGCUUUCGCUGGAUCCCAAGCCGAUCGAGGGCGACUGGAAUGGCGCCGGCUGCCAUACCAACUACAGCACCAAGGCAAUGCGCGAGGAGGGCGGGUACGAUCUGAUCGUGAAGGCGAUCGAGAAGCUGGGGCUGAAGCACAAGGAGCAUAUCGCGGCGUACGGCGAGGGCAACGAGCGCCGCCUCACGGGCAAGCACGAGACGGCCGACAUGAACACCUUCUCCUGGGGUGUGGCCAACCGUGGCUGCUCGGUCCGUGUGGGUCGCGACACAGAGGCGCAGAAGAAGGGUUACUUCGAGGACAGGCGGCCAUCGUCUAACAUGGACCCAUACAUUGUCACGGGCAAGAUUGCAGAGACCACCAUCCUGUGGGAGCCUACUGGCACAGCAGCAGCAUGGGGGUUGGCCCUAGUGGGUGUUGAGGCAGAUACAGCAGCAGAAGGGGGGCGGGUCCCUAGGGCUGUGCUACUGGUAGCCGAGGGGCUUGACACACCCGCCCUCGCCCCUUCUGCAGAUGCAGCCACUGCUCCAGGCGUUGAGACAGGCACUGCAGAAGCAGGCGAAGGGCGGGCCCCUAGAGUCAUGCUACUGGCAGCAGAGGGCCCUGACACACCCGCUGCCCUCGCCCCUGCUGCAGAUGCAGGCACGGUGGCAGGCACUGUUCCAAGCGCUGAUGCAGGGACUGCAGUGGCCACUGCUGCAGGUACGAUUGCAGGCACGGUUGCAGGUACGGUUGCAGGUACGGCUGCAGGCACGGUUGCUGGCACAGUUGCAGGCACGGUUGCAGGCACGGUCGCAGGCACGGUGGCAGGUACGAUUGCAGGCACGGUGGCAGGUACGGUUGCAGGUACGGCUGCAGGCACGGUUGCUGGCACGGUUGCAGGCACGGUUGCAGGCACGGUUGCAGGCACGGUGGCACGUAGGGUUGCAGGCACGGUGGCAGGUACGGUUGCAGGCACGGCUGCAGGUACGGUUGCAGGCACGGUUGCAGGCACAGCUGCAGGCACGGUUGCAGGCACGGCUGCUGGCACGGUUGCAGGCACGGCUGCAGGCACGGUAGCAGGCACGGCUGCUGGCAUUGUCCCUCGUAGAGACACUGUGCUCCUCACCCCUUGGCUGCUCACUGGCUGA